Miniopterus natalensis is the source of this 708-nucleotide messenger RNA. NCBI's taxonomy places the organism in Eukaryota, Metazoa, Chordata, Mammalia, Chiroptera, Miniopteridae. The record is from RefSeq and is a predicted model, not a curated record.
AUGGAAGGAAAUGGGAGCAGAGUCCAGCUCCCGCAGCCGCCCGCCUGGUGCUUCGCAGCCACCUGUUACAAUCCGGUCAACCUGGGGCUGUGGGACACGGCCGGGCAGGAAGACUACGACCGACUUCGGCCACUGUCCUACCCCCAAACCGAUGUCUUCCUGAUCUGCUUCUCCUUGGUGAGCCCAGCCUCCUUUGAGAAUGUCCGAGCCAAGUGGUACCCGGAGGUGCGGCACCAUUGCCCCCACACGCCCAUCCUCCUGGUGGGCACCAAGCUGGACCUCCGGGACGACAAAGACACCGUCGAGCGGCUGAGGGACAAGAAGCUGGCACCCAUCACAUACCCUCAGGGCCUGGCCAUGGCCCGGGAGAUCGGCUCAGUCAAGUACCUGGAGUGCUCGGCUCUGACUCAGCGGGGUCUGAAGACAGUGUUUGACGAGGCCAUCAGGGCAGUGCUCUGCCCACCCCCGGUGAAAAAGCCUGGGAAAAAAUGCACAGUCUUCUAGAGCUUGGAGUCUGGGGGGCAGGCCCGCCCCCACCCGUCUGCUGUCCUGUUGAGCUGUCCUGUCUGGUGUCUGAGUCUGCUGUGGGGAGUGCUGUGGGUGGGGAGGGGCAAGAAGCAUGGGGUGGGUCCUGGCCACUCUGCCUCCUCUGUGGGGGCACGGCUUCAGCCUGCCCUGGCCCCCACGGGAGGCUGGGAGGGAGCAGGG